GCUGUGGCUUGUUGCUUCCACCCAUCGUGCGUUUGUUCGUUUGUGUUUUUUUAAGCAGCGUCUUUUUCCUCUCGACCGUGGCACCUCCCAGACCUCCCGCACCUCACACCAACAAAACACUCGCUCGGGCCUGUGUCUUCUGUUCUGAUUCCAGUCCAGUCCAGACCAAGCACCAAGCACCACGCACGCACGCACGCACGCACGCACGCACGCACGCACGCACGCACGCACGCACGUCUUGCCGCACCAAAGCCAAGCUUGUCGUCGCACGGAGUGUGUGCGCCAUCCAAAAACCGCACCUGCCCGCGUUUGCUGCUCACUUAACGUUGCUUCUUGUGACUUGAGAGCAAAAAAGUGGACUUGUUGGGGUUGUUUCCGCAAGACAGGCAAGCCACAAGUGAGGUAAAGAGCGCAACAGCACGGCCUCAUACGCAAGUCCAACGCGUGGCACGUGAGCCUUCCCGCACGUAUUUCCCGAAGAAGCCGCUUGCCCGCCACGCGCACAAACCACAUCACACUGCGACACAAAGCAACUGAGAAGAAGAAGAACAACAGCCGACGAACGUGUAAAGAAGAAGCAGACAGGCAGGAAGCGAGCAAGGAGCGAGCGCCCGUCUUCUCAGCAUCCGUGCCGCCCUUCCGCCACAACUUUUUUUGUUGUGCUGCUGAUUUUGUUGAAGCUGUCUUCUUCUUUCUUCCCGACUGGCCGCCAUCAUCGUUCGCGGGACGCCUCCACCCCCACACCCUCAACACCACGACCACACGCACCCCACCCUCGCUGCGGUUCGCCAGAACCAACGGGCAUGUCGCUGGUGAUGCCAUUCUCCCACCCUUCGAGUCCACCCCCGUCGUCCGUGGGCAGAUUGGCGCACGUCACGUCAUCGCUGCCCACACGAAGCGACAGUCCCCCGCUCUCACUCGCACACCCAUUCUCCCACCAGGUUGGCGGCCACAGCCCAUGUGCGCGGCUGCGCGACUCAAACCUGGUGUGCAAGCCUGCGUCGCCAAAGGAGCUUCUCUUCUACGAGCGCUUAAGGCCGGACCCGCUCGUCCAGUUUCUCCCAGCAUACCACGGCUCACGUCGUGUGCAGUUCCCGCCACUGCCGCCCUGCGACGGCGAUGUCCAGCACGAGGAUAGCCAGCCCCAUCACCAUCACCAUCAUCACCAUCAUCAUCACCAUCAUCACGAAGUGGAUGAGGAUGAGGACGACAACGGCAGCUGUCCCUCCAGCGGCGAUGACGAAGAUGAGCUGAGUCCGUGGGGCCGCCACUGCUACAACCGACUGCUGAGUAAACAACCCGACCGCGUUCACAACUGCAUUGUGCUCGAGGACCUCACCAGCAAGUUCCGGAAGCCGUGUGUGCUUGACCUGAAGAUGGGCACGCGCACGUACAGCGACGCGGCGUCGGAGAAGAAGGUGAAGCGCGCACAGGACAAGGCGCACACGACCACCACCGCCUCGCUCGGCAUGCGCAUGUGUGGGCUCAAGGUGUACCGACACGACGAGGGCGCAUACGCCUUCCACGACAAAUACGAGGGCCGCGCAGCAUCAGCCACCACAUUCGGCGACUUCAUCUCUGCGUUCUUCGCCGCUGUGCCCGCUGGCCACCGUCGUGCGUUCGUGCGUGCUCUCCUGCACCGCCUGCAGCAGCUGCGCGCCGCCAUCGCCUCCAUCACCCACUACCGCUUCUACUCAAGCUCCCUCCUCCUCGUCUACGACGCCAUGCCAAGCGAGGAGGACCUGUCCCUGGGGCGGUUUUCGGACAUGGUGGACCUGCGCAUGAUCGACUUUGCCAACACGAGCUGCUACGUCGACGGCGCCGACCCCGUCCCGCAAGGGCUCAACCCAAACACCCCAGAUGAGGGCUACUUGUUUGGCCUGGACAACUUGCACGCCUUCCUGCAGAAGCAACUGCUGUUGGACCCGUGAUGUGCACGUGCAUAAAGCUGCACACAUGCGCGCAAUGUUGAAUUUCCAGUCCUUUCACGCGCUUGGCACUGUCGUUUGUUGUUUUGUCGCCAACACUCCUGCUGCUGCUGUUUUGUUGUUUUGUCACUUACGCCGUGUUGGGCCGUGAUGUGAUGUUCGCCAGCAGCAGGCGUUGUUGACCCAUGUUGAUGUGAUGCAGACAUGUGCCAUAGCUUGAUAGUCAUAGCUUAACUUGUAGUGGGCGCACCCGUUCUCGCUUGUUUUGUCAUAUUGAUGCCUUGCUUGCUUGACUGAUUGCUUCAUUUGAUAUGAAUGACUCACUGAUUGACACCACGCCGCAACCACGCGUUUUGUGGCUGCUGCUUCUCGGCUCCCUAGCCUCCUUCUGCCCCCCCCCCUCGCUCCCUUUCUCUUCUGCUUCUUCUUCCUCGUUCUAUGCGAUGCUGAUGGUUUGUGCUGUGCAUUCCGUUGUUGCUGUUCGAUCAAGCGCUCGCUCGCUUGUAUUCACUCCUUUCUGUUGGGCUGUGGAGACAGAGACGGAGUGCUGUGUAGUCUUGUUGUGUGGUGUAUGGUCUCCUGUGUGCUUCUACCGGCGAUAUCUGAACCACAUUAAACAACACAACCGAC
Salpingoeca rosetta is the source of this 2558-nucleotide messenger RNA. RefSeq lists its product as uncharacterized. The transcript is spliced from 9 exons. Bases 804 to 1931 code for a protein of 375 amino acids. The record is from RefSeq and is a predicted model, not a curated record. Gene Ontology annotation, cellular component: nucleus; cytoplasm. Gene Ontology annotation, biological process: phosphatidylinositol phosphate biosynthetic process; inositol phosphate biosynthetic process. Lineage: Eukaryota; Choanoflagellata; Craspedida; Salpingoecidae. Gene Ontology annotation, molecular function: inositol hexakisphosphate kinase activity.